UCACUAGCUAUUAGGGAAUCCCCCUAGAUGGGCAAGCAGCCACUCCUCCUCAAUCUUCAUCAUCGCAUUGAAGAGAUGUCUGAUGCUCUACCUUACUUCACUCGAGGGACUGUUGUCAAGGGGUUUGGUAGAGGGAGCAAGGAACUAGGAAUACCUACUGCUAAUUAUCCUGAGGAGGUGGUGGCCUCUCUUCCUGCCAGUCUCCAGUCUGGUGUGUAUUAUGGCUGGGCCUCAGUAGACAGUGGUCCUGUACACAAGAUGGUACUGAGUGUCGGCUGGAAUCCUCACUUCAACAACCAGAAGAGAAGCAUGGAGACACACAUUCUACAUCAGUUUUCUGAUGACUUCUAUGGCUCUGAGUUAGCAGUAUGUGUGAGUGGCUAUCUGAGACCAGAGAAGAGCUUUGCCUCUCUAGAUGAGCUGGUUCAAGCCAUACAUAACGACAUUACUGUUGCCAAGGAACGACUGGACGACCCUCAAGCCCAAAUAUCAGCCACCCAACUGGAAGACUUUAUUGCAUCUUAAUGUCCUAUUAAAAAUGGAUUAUGAAUUUUAUGCUUUUCACUCGAUGAAACAGUUUAUUCUAGCGA
Molecule: messenger RNA, 590 nt
Organism: Halichondria panicea
Lineage: Eukaryota; Metazoa; Porifera; Demospongiae; Suberitida; Halichondriidae
Product: riboflavin kinase-like
Exons: 4
Coding region: 28-525 (165 amino acids)
Biological process (GO): FMN biosynthetic process; riboflavin biosynthetic process
Cellular component (GO): mitochondrion
Molecular function (GO): riboflavin kinase activity
Source: RefSeq, a predicted model, not a curated record